Emiliania huxleyi CCMP1516 is the source of this 609-nucleotide messenger RNA. RefSeq lists its product as hypothetical. Bases 1 to 609 code for a protein of 202 amino acids. The record is from RefSeq and is a predicted model, not a curated record. NCBI's taxonomy places the organism in Eukaryota, Haptophyta, Isochrysidales, Noelaerhabdaceae. The transcript has a single exon.
AUGGCGCACUUGCUUAGCGGCGCCUGCCUGGGGAAUAGGGAGCAGGCCAGAUGGUUCCUCAGAGUAGCGCGAGCGCAGACGGGGACGGCGAUCAGCAAAGUAGCCCAGGCGGCACCCGACUCCAAGGAUACGCUGAAGACGCUGAGGAAAGCGCAUGUCGCUGCGCUGAAGGGCUCACGCUAUAGGGUGCUGGAUGAGGACGGGUACGAUGCACUAGCCCCAGCCGUCGGGGGGGUGUUGCCGGCGCUGGUAGAUGAUCUCUCGGAGAAGAGCCGGAGGGACCUUGGCGCCGGGGUCACGAGGAACUUGCAAGUCGUGGCCGAGGCGGCGACGGGAGCGGUGCAGAGGUGGACCCAGCUCAAUGAUGAGGCUACGGCGCGCAUAAUGAAGAGAGAGGAACACAUCGAGUGGCUGAGGAAGCUCUUCACUGGGUGGAAGGAGGCCCGGCCGGCCUUGAGGGAGUCGCGGAGGAGGAGGGAUAACGGAGGUAACGUGCAGACAGGCCAGCAGCCAGUGGGACGAACGAGGACCGCGACGGCGGCUCAAGCGGGAGGGAGCGGAGACGGUGGGCAGCAAGCGAAGUGGGUGAGACUUAUGAUGCUCCUCUGA